This is a messenger RNA of Daktulosphaira vitifoliae (grape phylloxera), 1110 nucleotides long. It is a transcript of the gene Rab7, whose product is annotated as ras-related protein rab7. Bases 294 to 923 code for a protein of 209 amino acids. Gene Ontology annotation, cellular component: late endosome; lysosome; phagocytic vesicle. Gene Ontology annotation, biological process: endosome to lysosome transport; phagosome-lysosome fusion. Lineage: Eukaryota; Metazoa; Arthropoda; Insecta; Hemiptera; Phylloxeridae. The record is from RefSeq and is a predicted model, not a curated record. The transcript is spliced from 4 exons. Gene Ontology annotation, molecular function: GTP binding; GTPase activity.
CUCAUAGGUUAUUGUAGUCGUUGUUUCUGGUUUCGUCGCAAUAGAGAACAAAGUGAACACUAAACAGAUUACGAAGUAGCAUUACGUAUGUCAAUGGAAAACCGAUUGUAGCUCAACGCUACGCAGGGCCUAUAUAUUUUAUUAAGUGGUUAGACAAAGUGAACACAGUUUUGAGUUCCCUAAUAAUUUCUGACCUAUUGUUUGUAGAGUGAUUUUCAAUUAUUAUUUGUGUACAUUAUUAAUAUUGGUCACCGUUUAUUUGUUAUCAUCAUAUCCCAAAUUAAGGCAGAGUUAUGGCAACUAGGAAAAAGGUACUAUUAAAAGUAAUAAUUUUGGGAGACUCCAGUGUAGGAAAAACAUCUCUAAUGAAUCAAUACGUUAAUAAAAAAUUCACCAAUCAAUAUAAAGCCACUAUAGGUGCAGAUUUUUUAACUAAAGAAGUUAUGGUAGAUGACAGAAUUGUGACAAUGCAAAUUUGGGAUACAGCUGGCCAAGAACGUUUUCAAUCUUUAGGUGUUGCAUUCUAUCGCGGAGCUGAUUGCUGUGUGUUAGUAUUUGAUGUCACUUCACCUGGAUCUUUUAAAUCAUUAGAUGGAUGGCGAGAUGAAUUUCUAAUACAAGCAUCACCUUCAGAUCCAGAUCAUUUUCCAUUUGUUGUACUUGGCAACAAAGUUGAUUUAGAAAAUCGUGCUGUGUCUUCUAAACGAGCUCAACAAUGGUGCCAAAGUAAAAAUGGCUUACCAUACUUUGAAACUUCAGCUAAAGAAGCUAUCAAUGUAGAACAGGCUUUUAAAACGAUAGCAAGGAAUGCAUUAGCACAAGAAACGGAUAUGGAAAUUUAUAAUGAUUUUCCUGAUCAAAUAAAAUUAGGUGGUGGUUCUGCUGAGAAUAGAUUGUCUGGUGGAGAUAAUUGUAAUUGCUAGUAGUAAUUAAGAUACUGAAACUUUAAUGUUUAUUUUGACUAUCAUAUAUUUUGACUAAAAGUCUAGUGAAAGUCAAAAUAUUAUUUUAUGGAGUAUAAUUAUAAAUAUUUAAAAAGAUAACAUUAUACUUGAAAAUAGUUUAUAUUUAAUAUUUGAAUUUAAGUUAUAAAUAUAUAUUUUAUUAUUA